GCGUUCAGAGCUUUUUGUAGGGCACGACUUGGCAUCAUGAUAUCCACGUCACGAGAUUAUCUUAUCAUGGAGUCUUUGCUGACCUUGUUCGCUCGCUUGCUUUCAACCGGACGUGUUGUGGACGGUGGAUCAACGAGAACGCAAUUCGUGCAAGAAACGCUAGGCUCGUCAGAGCUCUUCAAGUGCAGCGAGGAGCUUGUCCGCAUCUUGCAUGAGGCGUCCACGUCAGACUGGAACACCAUUGCGACCCAGCUUAUUACCGCUUUAGCGAAAAGUGACAUCACAUAUCCGCAGCCCUUUUCCGUGAAAGAAAUAAAUGCCUGCGGUCACGUGUUUCCUCAACCAGAUGCUUCCGAUAGGUUAUUGUUGGACCGACAGGGGUUCCUUGCCAAUGUAAUACUACCGAUGGACGAUGUAUGCGAUAGUCUCAUGGUUCCUUACGGUCACAUUCAAACGGUGAACGUUGACACCCCAGCGACCGCAGUAAAUGCAGUAGUAGUUGUGGUCGGUUUGUCAAGCGCACCAAAAAUUGGAAAUACCGCGUUGAAGGUUGACAACGGAGAGUUUUGUUUGACUUUUUCAUUAGGAAGGGAAGAUUUGAGCAGGUUCAUGGAGACCUUGAGGCGACGUGGCAUAGGGAAAUUAACUUUCAAUAACCCGGCGCCGAGAGCAAGGAAGCCCAAGAAGAGCAUCUCGCUUGCUUCUGAGGUCAAGUUCGCAAGCGACAGUUCGUUACCACCACCUACCGCAGAUUUUCAGGAGAAAGUCAAACGCGUUGAGGAAGUUUACAAAACUGCCUUCGACGAUCUUUCUUCGGAACCGGCAGCAGUCUCAUUUACUCCAUCCGAUCCUACUUGCAACCAAUUUCAGAAUGACGCGAACUUUUCUCGCCGUGUAACCAUGAAGUUGUUUGCGACUGGAGAUGUAGGACAGCCAGAUAGGGUUAAGCAAGACAGGGGAAAUUCGAUCCCUAAAAAGUCGUCCGCUCCCCGCGAAGACAGUGGAGAUCAAGUGCCUCAAGAAGACUCAUACUCUCCGACUACUUCGAGGAGCCGUUGUUUCAAAGAAGGCUGUCGAAGCGAUGAGGGGAAUUGUAAAGCACCGGUGUUUUCCAAUCCAGCAAGCGGGGAAACUAGUCGUAUCCGACCGCACAAACGGGUACAUUCUCCGGGGAACGACAUCGUGGCCACCAACAUGUCAUACGGCGGAAAGAACUCAGUGGCCACGAAAGCGGGUGAUAAUGAUACUGGUGAAGUUCAGGUUAUCACCACCUCACUAAACGAACAGUUGUCAGAGAUCACUCCUCAACCAGGCACCGACCUUGGCUCUGAAGUAUUCGAGGCGAACAUAGGUGGUGAAGCGCAUCAUGCUCCUAUUAGUCCGAUCGCCCCCUAUGGUCCGGUCACAACAGGACAAGAUGGGCAAGUAAUCGGGGCUUCACAGCCGGAACACUUGGUGUAUAUUAAGCAAUCGAUGACCCCUCCAAGGAACCGGCCCCCUAAGCAGUCGCUGAAUAGCGCACUCGCAAUGACGAGACUCAACAAACGCAAGAUACAAGAGAUGACACAGCAUGAUAGCACCACCGACGCAUGCAAACUCGACGAAGAACAUGGCCCCUAUCGCAAGUCCCAGAAGCGGGUUGGUCGCGUUCCUCCAAAUAGUCGCCGCACUACUGAAUCACGAUCGAUAUUCCCCGGACUAUGCGAGGUCUGCACCGAAACCAAAUCUAGUUGCGAUUUCGAGCCCGAAGGAAGAAGCUACCGGAAGUUGCCACCAUCAACGACACGCCUUCUACUUUUGUCACUGUGUGCAUUACUGCCACAGCUACUGACGAUUCGACCAUUGCACCUCAUGCGCAAUGCAUUAGGAGCCGACCUUUCCCCAAAGUGUAUGAUUCCGGAUGAGCAAGUCUCCGUCCGUGCCCCCGUUUUCAACGAUGCGGAGACGAAUAGGAGGGAGAGACCAAGCCAUGACAACCUUGAGGAACUUCGCAACCAGCGGUAUUCUGUCUUCGACAGUCCUCCACCGGACACCCUAGGCAAGCCCUCUGAAUCGAUAUUUGUUCCUGCCCUUACGCCACGACUGUCCGAUCCUGAGCGCUUUUACGUUGAAGAGGAAACCGCGCUGGCCAGGAAAACUGCCUCCAGCCCUGACAGUUUCGCAUACAGCGCCAGGGACGACGUUGCGGGUAUCGAAUUAGCAUGCUUGACCCAACUAAAGUCAGACGAAGACGUCGGCAAGAACAAGAAUCUAGGCUCCCUGCGGUCAAAAGGACGUGAAUCGACUCACAACUCCGUUACAGAGACGGUGGAGCUGCCAACUUUCAUAACUCCCUUAUCGCACAAGCGCCACACUGUUACGUUCGCUUCCCCUAUAGAGAGCCUGAUGCUUCCGGAUGUCCGCGUAAGAGCAACCACGAAGUCGGACAGAAGCUUGCAGAGGCCAGUCGAACCUUUCGGGAAACGGCGACCUUGGCGUCAGGAAGGUGGGGAGCGAAAGAACGAUAGGAUUGUGUGGGGCGAGCGACUCAAGACUUCCUAUACUUCAAAAGAUGAUGCCCCUUUGCCGAUGCCCGUACCGAGUAAGGACCGCAAGCCUCGCAACAAGGGAACCAAUCCCCUGAUUGCCACCGCCACAGAAACUACUGUGUUAAAAGCAGAGACCGCAUCGAAUGCGUUUGCUGCACAUGAAGCGAUAACGGAUGGAGUUGAUGUCCAUGAUAUUGUUGAGGUUCUGGAUGACAUUCAUGCCGUGAUUACCACAAGUAUUGCCAAGAGAUUCGAGAACAUGAGGAAAGACGUACGAGCUUGUCGGGGAGAACUCCUUCAAGACGUUUUGCAGGACCUGAAGAUUACAGUUGCCACGAACGUGGAACAGUUCAACAACCUCGUUCAACUUGAAGAAGAAUACUACGAAUACUACGACUCAAUGACGCGCCGCUGGGAAGAACUUAUUCAUUGUAACGAGAGCGUUUUGUCGCAUUUCAAGAACGCCGUCAAGGACCACGAUCGUAGCAUAUCCGCGAAAACAUACCCCACUUCGAUUUUACCUCGCAAGCCACUCUUCUCUGAUUUCAAGGACCGCUUGAUGUUGUAGACUGACUACCUCCGGUAUCGAGAUCUCAGAUAUCUUCUCUGGGGACUUAACUGGUACUGGUUGCCAUCGUGGCGUAUUGAAUGAUAACAUCGACCGCUCAGGUUUACAGGCUUUUUCUCGAUUCAGUGCGCUUUUUUUAGGAUAGAAUGUGCACACCCAAAUUUUGACCGUAGGUUGUCUCUGGCUCGUUCUCCCGACUUCAAGUACAUACGUACGCCCAUCCACAUGUAUGUGAGCAUCCGCGGGUAGAAAUAGGUCAUGUCAGGCAAGUUUCAGACAAAGGGCUCAAGCAACC
Molecule: messenger RNA, 3391 nt
Organism: Pisolithus orientalis
Lineage: Eukaryota; Fungi; Basidiomycota; Agaricomycetes; Boletales; Pisolithaceae
Exons: 16
Coding region: 37-3096 (1019 amino acids)
Source: RefSeq, a predicted model, not a curated record